GGCACGAAAUAAAAAGAAAAUGAAAAAUAUCAGAAUUAAAAUAUAACCAAAUAUUCAGAUUUCUCGCAUUUCUUAGAAAAAGGGCUUCGGAGCCGCUCUGCGUUUUCGUUCCGGAACCCUAGAAUUUCCGCGUCGCCGUAAUUUUUCUGAAUUAUUGGGAUUUUAGUUUGAUGGAAUUUUAGUCCAAGUGAAAAUUGCGAAUUUAUAAAAUAAAAUAAAAAAAAAAACUAAAAGGGAAAAAGAAAAAAGAAAAAUGUCAGGAUCUGAGACGGGAGUGAUGACGAGUAGGGAGCCGUUUCUGCAGAAGAAUCCUAUUCAGUCACAGUCCGCCAUCCAGAGUAUGCGGUUGAACUUCAGUGCUGACGGCGGCUCCGCUCUUUACAAGUCUGUUGCCACCGCCACCUCACCUGCUUACCAGUCCUCAGUCACCUCCGCCGCUGCUUCCGGAGGAGGUGCUGUUGUCCCGGGGGCUGCCGGAGAGGGUGCAGUUAUGGCCCCUGCUGCUACUGCUGGGCUUAACAUGAACAUGGGUACUGAGCCAAUGAAGAAGAAGAGAGGGAGGCCCAGGAAGUACGGGCCGGAUGGCACAAUGGCAUUGGCUCUAUCACCAUCAGUCCCGCCUGUGACCGUUAGCUCGUCCAGUGUUGGAGCAUUUUCUCCUGCUCCUGCUCCUCCUUCUGGGGGAGGUUCUGCCUCACCACCACCCACUUCGACUUCCACCAAGAAAUCAAGAGGCAGACCACCUGGUUCUUCCAAGAAGCAACAAUUGGAUGCUUUGGGAGCUCCGGGAUUUGGAUUUACACCACAUGUUAUCACUGUAAAAGCUGGAGAGGAUGUAUGGUCAAAAAUAAUGUCAUUCUCUCAGAAUGGUCCUAGAGCUGUUUGCAUAUUGUCUGCAACUGGAGCCAUCUCUAAUGUGACUCUUCGCCAACCGGCCACAUCUGGUGGAACUGUAACAUAUGAGGGGAGGUUUGAAAUUCUGUCACUCUCAGGCUCGUUUCUUCUAUCUGAAAUUGGUGGUCAGCGGAGUAGAACUGGGGGCUUAAGUGUGUCAUUAUCUGGCCCAGAUGGCCGAGUUUUAGGUGGUGGCGUGGCAGGUCUUCUAACGGCUGCCUGCCCUGUUCAGGUGGUAGUCGGAAGUUUUGUUGCAGAUGGUCGGAAAGAAUCAAAGACUGCGAACCAAAUGGAUCCUUUGUCUGUAGCACCAAAAUUUGAUCCGGGCAGUGGUCCAACAGGAGCAAAUAGCCCCCAGUCACGUGGAACACUGAGUGAAUCCUCAGGCGGGCCUGGAAGUCCGCUUAACCAAAGCACAGGAGCCUGCAAUAACAAUAACCUGCAAGGCAUGUCAAGCAUGCCAUGGAAGUGAAUGGUUUGGCAACCUGAGGGAAGGCCUUUUCACUAAUUUGUGCAGUAGGCAUGAUCAGCGGAUGUUGUGUUUCUUUAGUCGAGGCUCGAGAGCAGGAGAAGGUUGUAGUUUAUGCAUCGUGAAAUGUAUGACUAGUACUAGUAGAAUAAGGAAUGCAGAAUGCUUUGCAGCUUGACCUUAUAGAGGAGCAUGGCCGGCUGGAAGUGUCAACCAGGUAACAAGAAGUGUGUGAAGUAGAAAUUAGAUUUUUAAGUCUUGUGAUGGUAGGGACUUAAUUAGUAGGAUUAAUUAUUAAUUAGGAUGAGUUAGUGAUCUAGUUUCUCACACGUUUGGCUGCUUGUAAUCGUUGUUGACCCUUUAGAUUAUGCUGCUCAACUUCGACUUGUUCUCUAAUGAUAAGAUGCGUUGAUUUUAUUUUUUUUUUC
Messenger RNA from Malus domestica (apple), 1791 nucleotides. RefSeq names its product AT-hook motif nuclear-localized protein 10-like. NCBI's taxonomy places the organism in Eukaryota, Viridiplantae, Streptophyta, Magnoliopsida, Rosales, Rosaceae. Gene Ontology annotation, molecular function: minor groove of adenine-thymine-rich DNA binding. The record is from RefSeq and is a predicted model, not a curated record.